AUGCGUGCUCUUAUUAUUCUAAGCAUUGUGGCGGCGGCCAGUGCCGGAAGUUUGUCCGGAUAUAAUUACGGACAGGGAGCAACGACCAGUAUUGGCGGAGGUGGUGGAUCUUUAAGUCCUGCACUUUCGGGACCCGUGAGCUACAAUGCCGUUCCCCAGGCUGGAGCCACCAAGGAGUUCUACAGCUUCUAUGCCAAUGACGCCGACUUCGAGGAUCGCGAGGGCCUGCAAAGGGCUUUGGCCACCAUCAAGAAGAAUGUCCGUGUGAUCUUCAUCAAGUCCCCAGAGAACCGGGGCUACGAGAAUGCCGUUCUGGCCCUGGCUAAACAGGCUGCCCAGCAACAGACCGCCAUCUAUGUGCUCCACAAACAAACCGAUAUUAACGAGUUGGCCCAGAAAUUCAAUGCCGUGCGCCAGAAUGCCAACAAGAAGCCCGAGGUGCACUUCGUCAAGUAUAGGACUCCAGAGGAUGCGGCCAAUGCCCAGAAGGCCAUUCAAUCGCAGUACGAUCAGCUGGGCGGAUCCAGCCAGUCCAUCAACGGAGGAGUGGCCAAUGCCAUCAACUUUGCAUCCCAAGGAGCUGCUCCUGCGAGAAGCGCCCCACAACAGGCUCCCCAGAGCAACUACUUGCCCGCCUCCAUCCUCAACCGCCUUCGUCACUAG
Molecule: messenger RNA, 663 nt
Organism: Drosophila subpulchrella
Lineage: Eukaryota; Metazoa; Arthropoda; Insecta; Diptera; Drosophilidae
Exons: 1
Coding region: 1-663 (220 amino acids)
Source: RefSeq, a predicted model, not a curated record